This is a messenger RNA of Cygnus olor (mute swan), 1884 nucleotides long. RefSeq names its product protein LYRIC-like. Gene Ontology annotation, biological process: positive regulation of angiogenesis; positive regulation of canonical NF-kappaB signal transduction; regulation of transcription by RNA polymerase II. Gene Ontology annotation, cellular component: nucleus. Gene Ontology annotation, molecular function: transcription coregulator activity. The record is from RefSeq and is a predicted model, not a curated record. The coding region runs from base 548 to 1696 and encodes 382 amino acids. NCBI's taxonomy places the organism in Eukaryota, Metazoa, Chordata, Aves, Anseriformes, Anatidae. The transcript is spliced from 10 exons.
UCAAGGUUGGGGCUCAUUAUGUUCCUCCGGUGCUGUUCACUUCUUAGCCCUCAGGAGCUGUCCCUUUAGGUUGACCAAGACAAAAUGUAACUUGUCACUUUAAAAGAAGCUCUGCCACCUUGAAAAAUGUGACUUUCUGAGACUAUCGCCCGCAUUUACUCAUCAGGCGUGUGGAGAAAUUUUCCUCGGAGCAAAGCAGAGAGGCGUGUGGUUUGAGGCAGUCUGCAUAGCCGUAAUAAACGUUUAUUUCUCUGAGGAUAGCUGCUAGAUGAGAACUCAUCAGCUCUUAUAACCAUCACGGGGACGCUGCUUGAUAACGAGACCAAGAGACACAUCUGCCGGGACCGUCGCCUGCCAUUUAUUUACCUCAGACGAGAUUAAUUCCGCGCAGCGACCUCCUUCCCCCACCCACCACCACCACCACCACAACCCCUCCAACACACACUCCCCGGCUUCCAGGCCCUUCCACCGCGGCCAGGGGCCGCAGCCCGGCUCCCCCUCAACGAGCUGGGCUCCGGCUGCCCGGCAAGGAGCCGUGCCGGGGGCCAUGCUGGGGCCGGCGCUGGGCGCCGAGGAGCCGGGGCUGGCGGAGGGCCGGGGCGCCGUGCCCGCCCUGCCCGCCCUGCUCUGGCCGCUGCUGGCCCUGGGGGCGGCGGCGGCGGCGCUGCUGGUCCGCAGGGGGCUGCGCCGAGGCCCAGCCACCGAGGAGGAGGAAGCGGAGGAGGAGGAGGUAGAGCCCAGGCAGCAGCGGGAGGAAGCGAGGAGCUCGGCGCAGGUUCCAGUGAAUGGGCAGCUUGUAACGUCAGCCAACAUCAGAGAGAAAAAGCUUCUCAAGCCUAAGAAGAAGAAGAAAGCCCAGUGUUCAGACAAGGAGGCGGUGAAAGAUCUGCUUUCUGUGGAAAAAGACAAGCUGCAAGAGGACGAAGGUGUCUGGCAGACCAAGAUCAGCAGCCGAGAAAAGAGACAUUUAAGGAAGGAAAGGCUGAAACAAAAAGACGCCAGCAGAGCAUCUCAGGGCAGCUCGGUGGCUGAGCCGGCCUUUGACUGGGAUGAGAAGGAAACGGGGUGGCCACUCACAGAGGACACUGGUGGCCGUGGAAAAGGUGCUCUCAUCACCAGGGCAGAGUGUGGGACUGUGCUAAAGGCCUCAGAAGCUACAAGAGAGGAAUCUGUGCUCUCCCAGUCAGAAGAGGAUGUGUUUUCCAAUGUAGGAACAUGGGAUAUUGCAGAAGUAAAAUCCUGUCCUGUGACCUUUGGGACAUUAAUAGAGCUGUCAAAGGAGUUAGAUGAUCCUUCAGUGAUUGACCUGGACUCUGACUGGAAGGCUCCCACAGAAGAGUGGGGAAACUGGACAGGAGAUGAGGAACAUCAGACAGGAGAUGAGAAAGAAAAGGAUUUGCCAAAAGGCAAAGAAGGCAUUAAUUUCUGUCUUUCUGGACUCAAAAGCAAAAUGCAGCGGAAGAAGAAGAAAAAUGAAGUGAAGGAAGCAAGGGGUGCAGCUGGACUGAUGCAUCCCCAGCAAGGUUUGGAGACAAGAGAGGAAGAAGGCCCAAGGGACUUGAUAUCUACGAAACAUAGCAGUGAUGCAGUCUGUGCUUCCUCCAGAAAAUCCGUGGACGUUCCCAAUAAUCCACACACUAACAAUGUACCCGGAAAAAAGGAGAGGAGGAAGAGGAAGAAGAUGAAAGAGACUUGAGGGAGCUUUGUAGCUGCCAGAGAGACAACCAAAUGGGGGCAGGCAUGCUGAUGAGCUGCAAGAAUUCUCCUUUCUGUGAUGCUGCGCUGAGCCCAAAGUGAAGAGAGGAUCUAGAAGACUUCCCAGUGAGGGGAAGAGGAGAAUGGGAACAGUGAGCAACAGAGUGGGAGUGUGUGAGAGAAAGGAGA